Molecule: messenger RNA, 2115 nt
Organism: Penicillium salamii
Lineage: Eukaryota; Fungi; Ascomycota; Eurotiomycetes; Eurotiales; Aspergillaceae
Source: the annotation of a GenBank genome assembly
AUGACCAAGUUGACCAUCUCGAUAGGCUGUGUCACCUGCAAGGCCAAACGACUGAAAUGUGAUGAGAUUAAACCAUCCUGUCAACAGUGCGAGAGACGGAAGGUGAAGUGCGGAGGCUACAAAAAGGACUUCAAAUGGCGACCCUUCGAGGAGACCAACUUGGCCCCAGGGCGACCUCCGGCGAAAGCCAAGAAAGCCACUUCUUAUCAGCCCCCAUCCACAGACAGUUUUCCCACUCCCCCAACCACUGAACAAUCGGCCUCACCGGUUCGUAUAUCUCACAAGCCCCAUGCGCCUCAUUCACCGCCGGGUUCCCCGCUGCAGAGCUCCCCCAUCAGCAUCACAAGCUUCCCAUCAGAGGCACAGUCCAUCGAGGAUUUAUCGGGAAACCGAGAAGAUAUCUCCAUGGUAGAUGGUAACAUCUCUUUGAACGUGAAUGUUUCAUUGUCGGCAGACUCUCCCCCUUUCGACUUUCUCUCCUUCCUCGAACCCUUCCAAGAUUCUUUAUCGCUGGCAAACUCUUUGGCUGCAGAUGUUGACACAGGUGCUGGUAAACAAGGGUCGCUCGACCCUGACCAACUGGAUUCUACUACAUCUGGGUUGAGUUUUUCCCAGUUGCUGGAGGAUGAAAAUGAUGACAUUGAAGAAAUCAUCCGACGGUCGGACCCAGGUCUCGGACCUUGGAACUUGAACCUACCAGAUAUAGAUACCUUCAACUUCCAAAGCUGCAACAUUCCUGGAAGCCCAUCCCUGCCCACUGGAAGCCCCGAAAUGCUUGUCUUACGAUUUGACAAGCUCACAUGUGGAAUUCUCUCUGUCAAAGACGGCGCUUCGGAGAACCCGUGGCGUACCCUUGUCUGGCCUCUGGCAAAAGACACACCGGCACUGCGUCAUGCCAUUUUCGCCCUGGCAGCUUUCCAUUCGGGCAAGGAGAACCCUUAUCUCCGGAUUCAGGGAGUCAAACACAUGAGACAAAGCAUGGCAAAUCUUGUCGAGAACAUCCAGAACAUGAGAUCGGACACCGCGCUGGCCACUAGCUUGGCGUUGGCGUUUGCCGACACUUGGGAUCAACACACACGGACUUGUAUCCAGCACCUCCGUGGGGCGAAAGCACUCAUGUCUCAGGUAAUUGCGACUGGGAUGCAAGGAAACGCCAGCGACGAGGAGCUGGACCGCAUCCGUUUUCUAUACAACACAUGGACAUAUAUGGAUGUCAUAGCGCGCAUGACUUCGCUGGAUGAUUGUGGUCCCCACAACUGGAACUCUUCGGUAUUCGACCUUCCCAGCACUACGGUUCAUGAUAUAGACCCAUUGAUGGGCUGUGCAGCCACACUAUAUCCCCUGAUGGGUCGAGUGGCUAAGCUGAUCCAACUUGUGCGAAAGAGUGUGUCGAAUACCGUAUCGGUUGUGGCACAAGGGAUGGAACUCAAGGCUCUUCUUGAGCAAUGGGAACCCCCACGCUGGUUUGAGCCUCCUGAAGACCCUCAUUCGGAGGUUCAGCAUAGCAUUCAAGUUGCGCAUGCCUACCGUUGGGCUACACUGCUUUACCUGCACCAAUCUGUCCCAGAGAUUCCCUCUGAGCCCGCCGACGAGUUAGCGAAACGUGUACUGAUCCUGUUGGCAACUGUUCCGUACACAUCUCGCACCACCAUCAUCCAGAUGUUCCCUCUAGUGGUUGCUGGAGCUGAGGUCGAUGCUGACGAUGACCGCAAGUGGGUCUUGGACAGAUGGACCACGAUUCAGGCGCGGCUAAUGCUGGGUGGGGUGGACCGGUGUCUGGAGGUCUUGAAGGAAGUAUGGGGCCGACGUGAUGCAAUGAAUGCUCGUAGAGAGCAUGAGAUGGGCUCACGGCGGGCUGGAUCAGCUUCUUCAGCUUCAGACCGGGAGCGAACAAGCUCAUCCCUACCAAAUGAUUUUAACAACUACAGUUUGAAUGGUUUCCACAAAAGUGCUAUGGCCGGAAGAGGAGCAUCGAGACACGCGCGUCGAGGCUCUGCUUUGACUUCGUUGGAGAAUAUCGAAUUUGAGAGAACUGUUCGUGGCAAGUUGCAUUGGGUUAAUGUAAUGGCUGAAUGGGGAUGGGACGGUUGGUUUCCACGCAUCCAUUUUGACUGA